Molecule: messenger RNA, 651 nt
Organism: Trichobilharzia regenti
Lineage: Eukaryota; Metazoa; Platyhelminthes; Trematoda; Strigeidida; Schistosomatidae
Source: the annotation of a GenBank genome assembly
GUUGUACAGCUGUUGAAUAAGGUUGAUGAAUAUUUGGGGUACGCCGUAAUACUCGAGCAAUUUCCAAAUUACCUCACGAUCAACGCUGUCUGUCGGAGGCCUUCUCAAAGUUUAUAAAGUUGAGGUAGCUGAGGUUUGAUUGCCAUUCCAUGCUUUGUUCUGUGAUGAUGAUGCGUAGAUUUGCAAUUUGGUCAGUACAUGAUUUCCCUGACUUUCCUGAAUCCAGCUUGUUCUGAUCGGAGUUCUGUCUCCAGUGCGUCCUUUAAUCUCUCCAGGAUGAUGAGACUCAGGAUUUAACUUGGCGUCAUGAUUCCUCGCCAGUUCUUGCAGAGUCUUAAAUCACCCUUUUUCGGUAGUUUCACGAGGUCACCUUUCUUCCAGUCAGUAGGCACCUCUCCCUCCUUACAGACCUUUUACAAUAAUGGAGUCAGCAUAUCUGCUGUCGUCUCUGGGACCGCUUUCAGUGCUUCAGGGGGUAUUCCAUCUGGUCCGGCUGCUUCUCCAGCUUUCAGAAGCCUGAUCGCAUUCAAGACUUCAGCUUUCGUUGGAGGAUUGUUGUCAACUUACAGUUGUGUACGUGGUAUUGUUGGUAUCUCUGGACGGGUUGCAGGUGGUGGUCGGUUCAGGAGUCCUUUGAAGUGAUCCGCCCAU